Messenger RNA from Pungitius pungitius (ninespine stickleback), 3253 nucleotides. It is a transcript of the gene bnipl, whose product is annotated as BCL2 interacting protein like. NCBI's taxonomy places the organism in Eukaryota, Metazoa, Chordata, Actinopteri, Perciformes, Gasterosteidae. Gene Ontology annotation, cellular component: cytoplasm. The record is from RefSeq and is a predicted model, not a curated record. Gene Ontology annotation, biological process: apoptotic process. The transcript is spliced from 10 exons. Bases 1632 to 2699 code for a protein of 355 amino acids.
GGAUGACUUCACCGCUGUCUUCCUCAUUGAUGAAGGAGCGACAUCAGUUAGAUUAACGUCUUAUAGGAUCUAUGACAUCACAAAGACCCGUCAUGACAUCACUUCCUGUAUGAACGGCUUCGACGCUGAAGACAAGUAGCAUUUAUUUACAAGAUUUUCCCGUUACGUGUUGAAGACCACAUGCUGCAGUCCACUGUCUCACACACUGUCUCCUGUCUCUCAUACUGUCUCCUGUCUCUCAUACUGUCUCACUGACUGUCUCCUGAUGCAGAGAACAUCUGGUAAGCCGCUGUCACUUUUUGCCAUGGUCACAUGAUUCUACUUUGGGUGGAGGCGGAUGAUGGCGCCAUCUCCCUCAGUAUAAAAAUGACACUCUUCAUCAUCUCAAUGCCGUUUUGUCUUCAGAGUCAAAAGCCCAAACGCAGCCAUCGCUAAAGUUGAGAUAUUUCAAGAAGGUCGCUCAAUCACCUCCAGUGUCAACGCGUCUGUUCCUCGUGUGAAGGCCCCACGAGGCCUGUACUAAAAGCUCUCUGGCUGAAUUCUGCUUCACUUUAUCAAGGUCACCCUUUGCACGAGGAACAAGGAAUCCUCCAUGACCUCCAAUGUCGAGGAGUCCCACACGGUUCUGUGCUUGGACCGAUUUUAUUUACCCUGUUUAUGCUCCCUUCAGAAUGCUGCAGCACGAGGAUUAACAAGAACUAAGAAAUGGGAUCAUAUCACUCCUGUAUUAGCUUCUCUGAUGGAGGUUCUACCUGAUGGAGGUUCUAUCUGAUGGUGGUUCUCCCUGAUGGAGGUUCUAUCUGAUGGUGGUUCUCACUGAUGGAGGUUCUAUCUGAUGGUAGUUCUAUCUAAUGGAGGUUCUAUCUGAUGGAGGUUCUACCCGAUGGUGGUUCUCACUGAUGGAGGUUCUAUCUGAUGGAGGUUCUACCUGAUGGUGGUUGUCACUGAUGGAGGUUCUAUCUGAUGGUGGUUCCAUCUUAUGGAGGUUCUAUCUGAUGAAAGUUCUGUCUGAUGGAGGUUGUCGGGCUUACACCUCGCAGGGGGCCGCUGUCACUUGUUGCCAUGAUCACAUGAUUCUACUUUGGGUGGAGGCGGCUGAUGGCGUACACUUGGCUUACUACUCCCAAUAUUUGAAUCAUCUCUGUCACAUGAACUGAAUGAACUAAUUUAUAAUUGGCUAUACAAAAUAAAAUGGAUUGAAUUGAAUCUCUUAGACUAGUUUUCUACUGGUGUUGGCUUUAGCUGGAGUCAUCAUCACUACUACUGGCACCAAGCCAUUUCCUACAGAAGUUGCACAGAUUGUCCAACUCUUCUGGGUAGAAGAGACGCCAGGAGACAGGUGGGGGACAGACAGUAGGACCCUGGGGACACCCUUCUUGUGCUAUAAACAGCCUCAGAUGCCAAUUGGUUGACAUAAAGGAAGUUGAAGUGAAGCUGACCUCCUCCCUCACCUGUCGGCACGGAGAAGGUGAAUGUCGACCAAUCAGACGCCGGCUCUGCUGUGUAAUGCAGCCAAACCUGUUAGGGGGGUGGAGACACAUUGAGUCUGGGAGAGAGAGAGGAAGACACACAAAGACAUCCAGACGCUCACACAUGCUGGUCAGAACACGCCGUGACAUCACUGUGACAUCAUGAACUCCCCCAGCGCUCACACGGACAGGGCUCCUGUAGGGGCCCCGGCCCCCCCCAACAUCCAGGACAUGGAGCUGAGGGAGGAGUGGCAGGACGACGGCUUCCCCAGGCCUCUCCCAGAGGAUUGUGGGAGUCCGGAGGAGGCAGAGAGCCCAUCAGGAGACGAGCAGCAACCAGCCCCGCCCACCAGCCUCGACCUAUUAGGAACCAUUGGGGGUGCGGCUAAGAAGCGUCUGGUGGCCCCAUCGCUCAGCCUCACUCUGAGCCGCAAAGACUCUCACGACCCGAGCAGCGACGGGUUCUCGGCCGCCGCGCUGUCGGCAACGCCGGAGGAGACGCCGUCCUUCGACUUCAACCUGGAGGCCCUGGAGACGCCCUCGGGCAGCGAGACGGGGACGCUGCCCGACUUCAACAAUGAGCUGGAGUGGGAGGAUGACCUCCCCCGGAUGGCGGCUGCAGGGUCCGUGUUCAGGAGCCCAUUGGAGCAGUCCGAGGACCUGAUGGAUCUGGACCAGACGGACACCACUGGCUGCCGCUGGCGGAGGUUUUCCGUCUCAGGACACGAAUUCCACGUCAACAUGAGCGUCCUGGAGCCGUACCUGCAGGUCCUGUCGCACGGAGGUUACUAUGGAGACGACAUGAACGCUGUGGUCCUGUUCACCGCCUGCUACCUGCCGGAGAACACGGUGGAGAACUACGAGUACGUCAUGGACAACCUGUUCAGGUACAUUGUGGGGACCUUGGACCUGAUGGUGUCGGAGAACUACCUGUUGGUCUGCCUGUGUGCGAUGGUUCCCAGAAACAAGCUGCCCUCCAUGAAGUGGCUCCAUCAGUGCUACGCCUCCAUUGACAGGAGGCUGAAGAAGGACCUGAAAGGGCUGCUGGUGGUCCAUCCUGCCUGGUACAUCAAAGCACUGCUCACUGUGAUCAAACCCUUCAUUAGUGAGAAGUUCAGCACUAAGAUCCGGUUCAUCAGCAGUCUACAAGAAUUAUCUCGGUUAAUUCCAACAGAAAGUAUGCAGAUCCCAGAUGUCAUACUCCAGUUUGAUAAGAAGUUGAGAAGAUGACGAUCACAGAGGUUGACGGACUGGACGGUUACUAAAAGGUCAAAGGUCGCUUGGGUCCUCUCACCCCCCGAUAACCUUUGGUCUGUUUAGAACAAAUACAAAGACUCUGGGUUUAUUUAUACUGUCUUUAAAUCAGGGGAGGGUAAGUUAAAAUGUCAAACUCAGGUGUGUUUUUACCUGUGAAGCUGAUUGAGGACUAUUGAUCCUCAAUCAUGCGAUCAAUGUGAGUCCGCAGUUUGUGUUGGUAGACUUUAUUAUAGUUUAAAGAGCCGGCUGCCUGUUACCUGCAUUAAUGCACAACUGUAAGAAAAGCAUCGAUCAAACCUUUUUGAAUUAGAACUGAGUGAUUUUGAUGUUUCCAAGUAUUGGCGUAUUAAAAUGGUUCACAAGCAAAAAACUGUAUUUUAAUAAAAUAUUUCUUCAACUCGGCGAAUGUAAAGUGGUUUUAAGUUUAUUUCAUUUCUAUUUUGACACUGAAAUAAUUGACAGUUAUAAUAUCCUAAAAUGAGACGUUUGUAUUCUGUUAUAGAAGAUUAAAAAUAACUCAACCGUUC